This is a messenger RNA of Saitoella complicata NRRL Y-17804, 5228 nucleotides long. RefSeq lists its product as uncharacterized. Gene Ontology annotation, molecular function: snoRNA binding. The record is from RefSeq and is a predicted model, not a curated record. The annotation marks the transcript as partial. Gene Ontology annotation, biological process: positive regulation of transcription by RNA polymerase I; maturation of SSU-rRNA from tricistronic rRNA transcript (SSU-rRNA, 5.8S rRNA, LSU-rRNA). Gene Ontology annotation, cellular component: t-UTP complex; 90S preribosome; small-subunit processome. Lineage: Eukaryota; Fungi; Ascomycota; Saitoellomycetes; Saitoellales; Saitoellaceae. The transcript has a single exon.
UCAUGGCCUCAACGCUCGCGUCCCAGCUCGCUGCGAUCAGCCAGCAGAGCGUCAACACCCUCGACAGAAAAAAGCAUGUCCGGAACAUCAAAUCACUUCUCUUCGACCAAGCCGAGGCCGCGGAUCAGGAUUAUGAGACGGUAUUUGCGAUUGCGGUUAAUGGAUACGUCGAGCUCCGUUCCUUGGAUCACCGCUUCGAUGUUUUUGAGAAGGGGUUGUUUUCGGAGAGUUCGAAGGGCGUGAAUCGUGAUAACAUGAACGCGAAGGAGAAUGAGGAUUUGGAUGUGGCGAUUGUGUCUUUCGUCCAGCUUCUCGCACCACACUUCCUCCUGCGUUCAGCAUCAAAAGCAUUGGAGUGGCUCAUCCGUCGAUUCAAGGCCCACGAGAAGAAUGCCGCAGCUCUCAUCAUGGCGUUCCUCCCCUACCACACCCACCCCCUCUUCGCCCGCCUCCUCUCUAUCCUCACACUACCAGAAGAGUGGUCCUUCCUCUCCCAAUGGCGAAAAGCUCGCCAAUCCCCAACCAAAGCCUCAAUCGUAAAACAACUCGCACACCCCACCGCGCCCCACUACACCCUGCUCUCCGACUUCCUCAUCUCCGCCGUCCAGAAAAAGAGGACAUACCACGCCCUUGCGUCCUUCUGGGCCGCGUACGCGGUCGAGGCCAUUACGUUCAUGAGGACCACGGGUGUCGAUGAGGAAAAGAUCGUGGAGAGGGUUUUGCCGGGGGUUGCGGAUGGGAUGAAGUUCAAACAUGCACCCGAGUUUCAGAUUGCGAAUUAUAUGAUUAUUACGGCACUUGCGUCGCGUGCGACACUCGACGACGUGGUCAUUAAGGCACUCAUGGACGCUGUUGCCAUCUCUUGGGGAUCGCAGGCUUCGGCUCGUCGUUGUGGGUUGAUUUGUUUGGCGCAGUUGGCGCAGAUGAGGGAGGGGACGCCAUCGUUGCCGCGUACCACGCUCAAGGCAAUGGAGAACUUGGAGGGAGGAGAGGGCACUUUGCUCGAGAUGGGUGAUAAGUACCGUGUCGAUAAGUUGUGGACUGCGUACUGCUUGGACAUCAUUGAGAAUGUCCACGAGAACCCCGCCGCGUUAGACAAGGUCUUGGCCUUCGUCAAGACUGGGAAGUUGUCCAGUAACCAGGUCGCUACGAUUUUGAAGACCGCUGCGCACGCCGCUGGUGGCAAGAAAGUUGAUACGGAGGUCGUGCAGAAAGUCAGUGCCGUUCUCGAGGAUAUCCGCUCCACCACUUCUCUUGCCGAGGCAUGGACCGAGUUCACCAACGGCUUGGGCCCGAACAAGGUCAAACAGUUGGAGAUGAAGCUCACCAUGACCCUCACCGCCGAAGUCGCCAACGACGUCCCCAUGAUCGAGGCCGCCCCCCCUGUUGAGUCCGCCGAGCCCUCCCUCGAGGAUAAGCUCGCGUCCAUCAAGCUCGAGGACGAGAAGUCUUUCUUGGCUGCGGAGGAACCCGCGUCUGGUAAGGCAUUGUUGCGGCUCUGGGACGAUGCACUCGCGAACGAGAAGGACGUUGCCCCGAUUCUGGGGUCCUUGAAGGGUGAUGUCGCGAUUAUCACCUUCCUCGUAUACGCAUGGACUCGCUCCGCUCGUGAGAUCUCGCGUGUGGCUGCUAUUAACGCACUCGCCUUCACUCAGGAAAAGGUCGACUACCAGCUCCUCGUCCCGCACCUCAUCGGUGCUCUCGCUGAUAUGUCCGCUGCUGUUCGUCAGGCAGCCGCGGACGCAUUGAAGGCUCUCCAGAAGGUAUACGAGAAGCAAGAGGGAAAGAAGAGUGUGGUGUGGGCUCAGGACGUUAUCUACACUUCCCCUCAGGGCGACGCAGAGGUCGAGUUAUUAAAGUGGGCCGAAACAACUAAACUCCUUGUCGAGGUCGUGGGCCUGAAGAUGGAGGAAUGCGUUCAGGAUGAGAAGUUUGUUGUCAAGGCCGUUGGAGGUGGGUUGUCUGGUGCUGGAAAGAAGGGUAAGGAGAAUACGUGGAAGACUUCGGUUUAUGCUGCUUUGGCUUCGCAUGUUAUCGCUUGCCCGUUGAUGGUGACAAAGUUCCGGGUUUUGAGCGUGUUGAACGGUGUCGAUGGUGCUGCGAGCUUGAAGGGUAAGAACCUCCUGACUGUUCUCGAGAAGUACGCUACCAAGCACGACGAGUUGAGGUCCGCUUGUAACGCCGCCUCUGUCCCCGUCGUCGAGAUGGAGCAGGAGUUGGUCAAGAUCGUUGAGGAUGGAAAGGAGGCUUCGACAUCCGUCCUUCGCGCCGUUAUUUCGAAGGCGAAGGGUGGUUUGGCUGUUGUUGCUAUUGAGCGCGCCAAGGCGAUUUGGGAGACGAUCAAGGAUGAGAGUAAGCUUGAGUUGGUCAAGACUUUGUUGCAGGUUGCUGCGGAUGGGGCGAAGGAUGUCGUUGCUACUGCUACUGCCGCUUUGGACGAGGUUUCUAUCGAUGCCGCCGUUCUGUCGCAGCUCAUUGCUGAGGUGCAGUUGAAGGCCCCGGCGCAGGAUGCCACUCCCGCGAAGAGACAGAAGGGCGGAAAAGCCGCUGCGGAGGCUACUGCCUCUUCUUUGCAGCACGCCAUCCAGCAACUCACCGCUCUCCUUGAACUCGUCGAACGUAAGGGCGCGGAAAAGUACCCCGAGCUCCUUGGCCAGUUCUUCGGUAUCUUGGGUGACUUGUUGACUGUCGAGAUUGACCUCAAGAUGGCCAUCUCUUACCCUCAGCAGUUGGUGUUGUCAACCAUGACUCCCAUGGUCGAGAACUACACUGGUGCGUUGGAUGCGAAGGUUGUGCGGAUUGACACGCUUGUCAACUGUAUCCGCAACUCUGUUAACCCGCAGGUCCAUAACCGUGCGCUUUUGCUUGUUUCUGCGUUGAGUGAUGUUGCGCCUGAGACUGUGUUGCACAGCGUUAUGCCCAUCUUCACCUUCAUGGGUGCUAACGUUCUUCGUCAGGAUGACAGCUACUCUGCUCAUGUCAUCCAGCAGACGAUUGAGCGUGUCGUUCCUCCCUUGGUCAACAUGUACCGCAAGAACGGAUCCAACGUCGUUGUCGACGCCGCUGGUGUUCUCUCCAGCUUCGUCAACGCGUUUAGCCACAUCCCCGUCCACCGCCGCUUGAAGUUGUUCCUCGUUUUGGUCCAGACUCUUGGUGCGGAGGAGUUCUUGCACGGUAUCUUGGCUUUGUUGGCGGAGAAGAGGAUGGAUGUGAAGGGCAAGAACAAGGAUUCUGAGCUGGAGUACCUUGAUGACUUCUGCUUGUCCCUUGGCCGUUCGUUCGGUGUUGAGACUGAGCUUAUUGCUGUUGAGAAGCUUAUUGAUCUGGCUAGGGAUCUUCCUCUGCGUGCGGCGAAUGUCGACAAGAAGGGAGAGUACUUGUUUAACUUCACUACCUACACCGAUGAGAGGUUUGCUCGUCUCAAGGAGGAUGUUUUGAACCUCGCCUCCUUGAUCCUUGGAUCUAAGCAGUUCAGGGUUGAUCUCGCCAGCUACGCCCGUGCCGCCGGUGUCGAGGCUCCCUUCCAAGACCGUCUCGCUUCCGUUGUCGAGAAGUUGCUUGCCAUGCUCGGUACUGCCAAGGUUGCCGUCGUCACCGACGCCUUGUACAAAGCUUUGGACAAGACUCUUUUGCUCUUGCCCAUGCCCGCUUUCACCGCCACCAUGGAGAAACUCGUCGUUCACUCCGAUAUUUCUCUUCGCCGCAAGUCGAUCGCUAUUGUUCGUUCCCGCGUCGAGAAGGAGUCCCCUAUGGACCCCGAGGCUCAGCAGGCUACUGUUGCGCUUUUGCCGUUGUUGGUGGAGAGCGUUACUCCCCAGAGCGAUGGCGAGACUAUCCAGAUCGUGUUCGACUGUAUUGGGUCUAUGGCUGGCAAGUACGGUAAGCGUGAGGCUGGUGCUUUCGCGAAGGUUGUCGAGCCUAUCAUCGGUGACGGUGGUUUGCUGCACGAGAACGUUGAUGUCCGCGUGUCUGCUUUGGUCUGUCUUUCGAUCAUGAGCGCUACCCUCGGUCCUCGCUUGGUGCCUUCUCUGCCCAAGAUUGUUCCGCCUGUCUUGAACAUGUUGGACGAGGCCGUCAAGGACGAGUCUCUGGACUUGGUCGAGCUCGCUUCUUACUCCUUGCUUGAGGGUCUCGUCAAGGUCAUUCCUUCCUUCCUUGGUCCUUACAUGAAGAAGACUUUCAUUGUCUGCUUCACCUCUGCUGCUCAGACCGACAAGGGUGAUGAGAUCGUUGAGGUUCGUCGUGCGUUGCUCUUCGCUAUCGCUGAGCGCGUUGCUGCCAAGACUGUCCUUGCUGCCCUUUUCGACACCUGGACUACUGUCUUCAAGUUGGGCAAGGUCGCUGUUUUGGACUUGUUCGAUGUUCUUGAGGAGGUCAUGCGUGUUGCUUCUCGUGCCAUCAUUGGUACCCAGGCUGCUAUUUUGAUGAAGUUCUUCCUUUCCGCUUUCGAUAUGAGGAAGGAUGAGCUUUUCCAGGGUAAGGUUCUUCAGGUUUUGGAGAGCCGCGCUAUCGAUGUUUUCAUUCAGAUGGUCAUGAAGCUGAACGACACUACCUUCAGGCCUUUGUACUUGCGUCUCGUCGACUGGGUCUUUGGUGAGUUGCAGGAGAAGAACGACACUCAGGGUGCCCUUGCUCGUCAGAUCUUCUACUACAGGUUCUUGGCUACUUUCAUGGACACCUUCAAGUCUGUCGUCAGUGGAUACAUUGGCCCUGUUGUUGACCACACCGUCGAGUUGCUCGGCCAGUUCACCGAAGGCAAGGCCACUACUCCUGACCUCUGGCACGCUGCUGUCGGUGCUCUUGAGAAGUGCUUCGCUCAUGCGGAGGAGGGAUACUGGCAGAAUGCUGCUUACUUCGAUAAGGUCGCCCCUGCGUUGAUCGCUCAGGCAACCUUCGCUGAUGCUGUCAGCCCCAAGAGCAGGUUGAUCCCUGCCAUUGUCGAGCUGGCCGCUGCUUCCCCGUCUGACGACCACUUCAAGAGCAUCAACACCCAGGUUCUCCAGCACAUGCGCUCUGACAACGCCAAUGUCCGUCUCACCGCCGUCAAGGCCGAGACCGCGUUGUACGGCCGUGUCGGUGAGGAGUGGUUGACGAUGUUGCCCCAGACUGUGCCGUUCAUUGCUGAGGCUAUGGAGGACGAGGAUGAGAAUGUGGAGCGUGCUACUCAGGCUUUGAUUGUGAAGAUUGAGAGCUACCUUGGAGAGAGCUUGCAGAAGUUUUUGACAUAG